Messenger RNA from Acanthoscelides obtectus, 556 nucleotides. The record is from the annotation of a GenBank genome assembly. Lineage: Eukaryota; Metazoa; Arthropoda; Insecta; Coleoptera; Chrysomelidae.
UCACCUUCCGAAUGUGAUAAUUAAAACUUUGAAUGUGUCAAUUCCAACGACAUUCCACUAUCAGUUUUGAAAGACGAAAUGUGAACAACAUGAAGGCCUGUAUAUUAUGGUAAAACUAACUGGAAAGAAGAUUGUCGGACACUGCGUUGCUGUUAUUCUUCGCGUUGAUGGAAGCGGUGAAUAUAACGUCAUGAAAGCAACUGGAAGGAAAAUAUCUGGAUGGAAAACAUUUGUCUUUCCAGAACGAUGUGACAUUGCUGAUAUAGAUGUAUCAGAUAUUCAAAUUGCAUUAGGUUGCCCAGACCUCAAUGAGAAAACCAAUGAAUAUGCUUCUUCGGAUAGCCUUUAUUACCCUAAUCUGUAUUAGUACCAAAUUAUUAUCAUUGCCUUUAUUUUCUCAGAUGAGCUGGAAUCACCUUUUUGAUUUUUAUCUUCUAUGGAGUACAAAAUUCAGGUCGCAAUAAAUAUAUUUCACUUUUCUUGAUGCUUUCGUCUAUUUGCAUUUUUAACUAUUGUUAGUCACCUCCUGGAGUUAUAUCUCACCUCAGUGAAAAUC